UAGAGCUUUGCUUUUCUCUUCAACAAUUGCUGAAAUGUGCGCUGGAAGAUGGGAGCUGCUGAUGAGUACUCUGAUGGAUAUUUGGUGAUUUGCAGUUAUGGCAUUGCGCUAUUGGAUCUCAUAUCAGCGGUGCUAUUUGGUGGUGUCUCAGGCAUGCUAUACGGCAAAUAUCAUCGCUGGACCUCGCUGGCGCUGCUGAUCUUUGCCAUCAUUUGGGUCUGGAUUAUAUGCAUGCUGCUGCUGGGAAUCUAUAGGCGACGCAUUUUAUUCGUGCGAUUCUGGCUAAUGUUUACCUGCCUGGGCAUAUUGCUAGAUACAGUGCUAUUGAUUUAUGGCCUAACCUUGGCCAUGUCGAUUAAUUGGGAGGGCGUCAAGGUGACCAUGCUACCCUUUGUGGGCUUGUCUGUGGAAAUGACUUUCGUAUACAUUGUUUACCUCUUCUAUAUGGAAAUGCUUGAGCGUGAGCAGUGGAUACCACUGACUAAUCCGCCAGCAAAGCGUUCCACAGGUGGUUGCAUCAAAAAAUUCACCUCCAGCAGCACCAACUCAACGGACACAAUGCUCAAGGAGCGGCGACGUCUCAAGCGCAUGUACAAGCGUGAGGAGAAGCAAGCAAUGCGAGAGCUGCGACGCAAGCUGCGCCGCCAGGCUUUGCAGUUGCUAUAAAAUCAAGCAAAUAUUUCGAAAAUGCAGCGUGAGG
This is a messenger RNA of Drosophila busckii, 700 nucleotides long. RefSeq lists its product as uncharacterized. Bases 49 to 666 code for a protein of 205 amino acids. NCBI's taxonomy places the organism in Eukaryota, Metazoa, Arthropoda, Insecta, Diptera, Drosophilidae. The record is from RefSeq and is a predicted model, not a curated record. The transcript has 4 exons.